Messenger RNA from Trichoderma harzianum CBS 226.95, 2994 nucleotides. RefSeq lists its product as hypothetical. The record is from RefSeq and is a predicted model, not a curated record. The transcript has a single exon. NCBI's taxonomy places the organism in Eukaryota, Fungi, Ascomycota, Sordariomycetes, Hypocreales, Hypocreaceae. The coding region runs from base 1 to 2994 and encodes 997 amino acids.
AUGGCCGCGAACCCAUUCGACACACCUCAAUUCGGCGCCGAAUUCUUCGACCUCUAUCAUGAAAACGCCCCCAUUGUGCGCACCGCCAUUCCUCAACUCCCUAGCGGCGGGUGCAAUUAUGUGGACUUGACGCCCGGCGCUGGAGGAGCGCGAUGCGGCUGUCGUCGCUUCUGGUCUUUCCAAUCUACAGGAAGUCCCGUCGUGGAGCAGGCUGGAUGGUGCAUGUGCAACCAUCAUGCGUGUUUCCAUGAUGAGCGUCCUCGAGAUCAGCCUCAACCUCAGCCGCUGCCACUGCCGCUACCACUGCCGGCAGAGAGAAUGCCAACUCCCAACACCGGGCUCGACCUCGAGAAGCUACAGUCUAGACAACGACUGGACCCCCUAAGCCCGACCCUGGAUCUCAUCUCGCCCAAGGAAACAGCGGCAGUGCUUGGACCCGAACUCAUCAGCUUCAAUGGGGCUCCCCCGCUAUCCUUUCUGCAUAAAUCCUUCGACGGCCCCUUCGAUACUCUAGGAGCCGUUCCCACUCCCCAACAGGCGCCCAACUCAAUGCCGGAUACAAUGGCCUGGACAAACAUCAUACCACCAACUCAACCAAACACCUGUAAUGCGUUGCCGCCUAUUCCUGCUCAGUGUCUCAUGUCCCAGACGGCCUCCACAACUUCUUCCAUGCACACCAGGUACCUCAGGCCCUUUGCUGGAAAGGGCUUACAGACUCUCAGCCACAAUAGUCCAGCUGGAAUGCUACAGCAAUCCGCUGCCCAGACUGCUUUGCAAGAAUCUCCCACGCAGCAGAAGACCGCGAGCGUCGAAGAGACAUUCGUCUUCUUGGCCCCUGAUGAGGAAUCACCCUCACGGCCGGACACUGCUACUACCCAAAUCGAACCCCGGGUUGCAGCCGCAGUUGAGGCCAUACCUCGUGAGACGCUGAAGAACCUCGCUGACACUGUCGGUGGCCACGCACAACGACUCGAUAGGCUGGAGACACUCUCCUUUUCCGGCAGCGCCCACGAAGAGUGUCAAGACAAGUACGAGCACAUGGACCUUCGUGUCACUGAGCUGGAGAGCAAAGUAGAAGACAUUGAGAGGCGCGUUCUUGAUGACAAUGCAAGUCUCCGUCACGAUCGCCAGGAGGAUGCUGCCAGCCCAAGUAUGGUUUCGGUCAGCUCCAGUGCGGCCAACCGACCAAGUCGCUCGCAAGAAGUAUACAGCCAGCUCCAGUCGCUACAAGCCCAGGUCGACCAACUUCAAUCCAUCAUCCCUACAUGGAAUAACCCGUGGGAGGUCGAGGUUGUAUUUCUUCCGUUUCCUCUCAAAAGGGUCUGGCAGCAUAUGAACCUAUUCCCAACAGAUCCCAAUACCGAAAAUGGAGACGACUGGACUCAGCUUCCCAUGACGCUGAGCACAUCCACACCUAGAGCCCAAUCUCCGGCUAUGGGCGACUGGCCCACGCAUGACAAUGGCAGGGAAUGGCUGUUUCCUAGGGCCUGUGGUAAUAAGAGCGCUGCCGACGAGCGCCUGAGGAGCCGCGGGCUGGUGAAGACCAUAAAAGUAAAGGCGCCAGAUGCGAGAAGCGUCAGCAUGGCGAUGCUAGCUGCCUUUGGAAAUGUAUUCCGUGAUAUGCAGAUGUAUACGAGACCUCAAAGCCCCGGCCUGAAGGCAUCCAAGUUCAUGGGGCUGCAAUCUUCAUGGGUUCCUCUGCGGAAAAUCCACAAAGAUUCACGGCUACGGUUCCUUAGUCCUGACGAGAUGGCGACCCCGGCACUUUGGGACGUGCAGUUUCUGGCCUCCGUCAUGAUGAAGGCAACGGAACCUAGAUUGUUCGUUACCCAUCCUGAUGCAUACCUCCAGGACUAUCAAGCAUAUGACUCGGCUUGGACAUGGCAGAGGCUGAAAGACGUGCCACCUGCGUAUCCUGACGUUACGGAGUCACAAGAAGUGCCCGAGGCGGAUUCUCCUGAAGAGUGUUGGGCAUGGAAUGAGCUGCUUGACGAUUCGCCAAACGCGCAACCCCCCACCAUACAACACCGCCAGGAAAGGCACAGGGUGUCAAUAUCGCCCUCGGUGGAAUACUUUUCUGCUAAUCAUUCGUACCGAGCGACCAGCCCGGCUGCGGCUGCCCGCCUCCAAAGAUCGAUAACAAGGAGUCGGGAGGGAUCAGAGGCACCGUUUAUUAGGACAACACCAACGGCAACCAUCAGCUCCACAAUGAUCCAGAGCGGAAAUCCCAGGCAGCGGCUAGCAUCCCGCGGACACAGCCGGCGGUCCUCGCCAAGCGUUCAUGGCGUACCUCAGGCUGGUGUCAGGAAGAGGCGCCGUGCUCGAUCGCCCAGUUAUCCUCGGUUCACUCCGAGGAGGACCACAUCACCAAUUCCUUCAUCCAUCAGUCAUCACGAUCGCCAAACUAGUCGAGGGAUCACUCCCGGCCGCGGCACAACCCCUGGCCGAGGCACAACUCCAGGCAGGGGCACAACUCCUGCUCGAGGCACUACGCCAGGUGGCUAUGCUACGCCUUACAGCAUCGCUGCCCAUGGGGAAGUCCUACUAGAACGAGGAAGCAGCGUUUUUGAAUCAGCGCCCCCGUCUGACGCAGACGAUGACGAAGACGAUGAUAUUGACUUUGAGAUACUCGAGAGCAGCGGCUCUGACCAAUCCUUUGUCGACGAAAACGACUACGGCAACGAUGGGGACGACGAGAAAACCAGCAUCACCAGCGCACAGCCAGUUGCUCGGCCCCUUUCCGCCUCUCGGAAUAGUUACCCCGGAUGGAUGCGAGAGCGAGAGCGGGACGUCGCUUGGCCUGGUCUCGAAGAUCAAGAAAACGCUCACCAUUCGGACGGCGAAAACGUCGACCCCAACGCCAUGGAGGUGGAGCACGAGAGCGACAACAGCAGCCAGCCGCCGUCUGAGUAUCCGAGCACGCAAAAGGCGUGGCCGGACCAGGCCGAUCGCGCAUCAUCGGAAUUUAGCAUCCAUCAAGAUGAGGAUCACUGA